AUGGAUGACAUUGUAACGCUAUUUCAUGAGGCGGAUGCUGAUGGAGGUGGAGGAUUGGACAUUGAAGAAUUCUGUGAAGGACUGAAGCAGUUAUUCCCUACUAUGGAUGAAGAAGAUCUCAUUGCCCUCCACAUGAAGAUUGACACAAAUGGAGAUGGAGGUGUGGACCUCGGGGAGUUAACAGACUACCUGGUGAACAAAAACAAGGCAUCACAAAAUAUGGCUUUUAAAAAUCAAAUCUUUCCCAAACCUAUCAAAAUGAUAUCGGUGGAUCACCAUAAAUCGAUUGUUCGUCUGAUUCACCGUCCCUUCGAGAAUGACAGGGAACCUGACCAUGGUUCAGAGGUUUUAUUAGGACAAACCAGCACUUACCAAAAAGGUCAAUACCUCUCCAUCACCUCGAAUGGUAUCCUCAACUUCUGGCCUGACAGCUUUGACACCUCAUACCCAAUUCAAUUAUACAAAAAGGAAAACACACUUCCUUUUUCACACAACAAGAAAAUGCACGUUACUGACAUGGUCUACAUCAGUGAACUCAAACAACUGGCUAUCUCCACUUCUGACAGGGAACUAAUAUUCUAUCGCUGCAAUGAAUUCCCUAAGUUGUUUUCAACCAGCCACUCUUUAAUAGUAGAGGACAACAUAGUGAAUACCAUGAACUACUGGUCCAAAGGCACUAAAGCAGUGUUUUCCUUUGGCGAUGUAAAAGUUUUGUCUGUGUUUGUCUCCUACAACAUAUGUGAAAACGGCCUCUUCUUCAACGGUGCAUAUGAGAAAAUCUCUCUGCGGGAUUAUCCAACUGUUUAUACUUCAACCCUGUUAAAAAAAACCUCUAAAGACUUUCUAUGUGUGAAGGUCAACAUCUUUAAUGACAUUUGCAGUCAGAUCCAAUAUUUUCCAUCACUUAGGUCGUUUGCUAUCUGCGGUAGUUCAUCCAAGACAAUGGUCCUUGCUUCUCUACCCAAGACAUCCACAACCAAAAUGUCUACAAAAGUCUUUAAGAGCAGAGGACAUGUGGACUUCUUCACCUGUGUAGAAUACUCCACUUCCUCUGGGUAUCUGCUGACCGGUGGGACGGACGCCCUACUGAGGACGUGGUUUCCCCAUAAAACAGUGUCAUGCAUCCAGGAAUUAAAGGGACAUGCCAAACCCAUCACCCAUAUAAUGUUAAAUCCCAAGGAAAAAGUUUUUGUUAGUUUAUCGCUGGACCACCAUAUAUGUGUUUGGUCAGAGGAUGCAAUGAUCUGUUUGCAAAGCUUCAAGAUAAAAGAAAUGAUGCAGAGUCCUAUCUCCAGUGUGUGUUACAACACACACCACAAUGAGUUAGUCCUAGCUAACACAGACAUUGGCAAAUAUCUUGGAAGAGGAACUGAUGUGUUUAAAAAUGCAUUAACAUCGCAUGACAAGCCCCUGUGCUGUGCUCUCUAUCACAACAUUUUCAAACAGGUUGUCUCUGUUUGCCAAAAUGGCGUGGUGACAGUGUGGGAUAUCUUAACAGGAACGGCCACCAUGCAGUUCAAGGUGACUCCAGAUCAGUACGUGGGGCAUGUUGCUAUUUCAUUUAAUGGACUAAAGCGCAGACUGAUCACAAUUUCCCAGGAUGGAAAAGUUAAACUUUGGAACUUCAACAACGGAACAGAGCUUGCCAUUCUUCCUGUUACCGUACAAAGGGAGGUGACAGGUAUCGUCUGUGUAGACAAUAGGGUGUUUGUGUCGGGAAAGAACUCCAAGAUCAUUUAUGACCUGGACAUACACGGAUAUGACAACAGAUUUUUGAAGCAUGAUUAUUUAGAUGACAUUUGCUCAAUGGAUGUCCAUGAAAACACACUGGUUACUGCCUCCAGCAAUGGAAAUAUUGUCAUCUGGGAGGCCGCCAGUGGCGAAGUUCUCUACUGGCUCAAUGGCAGCAACAGCCCUCGAACAAACAUGGCAGACAAAACCACUCAGGGCCAGACAGGGAGUCUGCUUGGUCACAAGAGUCCAAAGCAUUUCAGAGGCACUGGGAAAAGACCUCUAAAUAGUAAAUCCCUGAUUGGGAAUGACACUGCUGUGAUUAACAUACCUCUUAUCAUAUGUCUGAAGACCAGGGAGGUUAAAGUUGACACAGCCACACUGCUGACGUCUUCAGAUGGCAACAUAUAUGCCUGGUCUGUUAUUAGCAAGGGAGGAUUGAUUGGAAAGUUCAGAGCAGUGAAGGAUGAAGGAGCAGUCAUUACCACCAUGUCAACUGAUCCCAAUGACCAGAUAUUACUGACCGGGGAUAGUACCGGAAAGAUUUAUUAGUGGGACAUUCAGGCUUUUGGGUUUAAAAACCAGACAAACAACGAGCCAUUUGAGGACAUAAAUGGGUGGUGCGUGUCAUUGUGUCCACCUCCUCUGUUGCACUCCUGGCAGUCUCACAUCACAGGGGUGGUGAGUGUUCACUGUAACCCAACUUGUGAAAAGUUAAUUACCGCAGGGAACUGCAAGGUCUGUCUGUGGGAAAACACAGGAACCUACAUAGGCCU
Messenger RNA from Etheostoma spectabile (orangethroat darter), 2507 nucleotides. RefSeq names its product WD repeat-containing protein on Y chromosome-like. The record is from RefSeq and is a predicted model, not a curated record. Gene Ontology annotation, molecular function: calcium ion binding; protein binding. Lineage: Eukaryota; Metazoa; Chordata; Actinopteri; Perciformes; Percidae.